GAGUUGCACCGCCUCCGGCGCUUAAGGUUCGCGGCAGGAGCGGCGCUGCCCGCGGCGGGGCUGGACUGGACAUGGAGGCAGCAGGAGGCUACGUGGGGUCGCUGGUGCGAUCUUUGGUAUCCAUGGGAGCAUCUGUGGGAGCAGUAACAAAACAGACCCUGUUCCCCCCUCUCAUGCCUGCAGGGCGACCUUUCCGUGUAUCAAAUGCCUCCCGAAGCAACCGAAAAGGAAUUGUUGCAAGCAGUUUGCAAGAGCUCAUCAGCAAGACUUUAGAUGCCUUCCUUAUAUCUGCUGGAAUAGUUACUCUUGUUUUGGAAGAAGAUGGCACGAUCGUGGACACAGAAGAAUUCUUCAGAUCACUGGAUGACAAUACGCACUUCAUGGUUCUGGAAAGAGGUCAGAAAUGGACGCAGACAAAAAAUGGUGUUGCUGUGAGACAAAAGAAGAAAAUGGGAGUAGCUAACGUCACAUUUGAUCUGUACAAGCUGAACCCUAAGGAUUUUAUUGGCUGCUUAAACAUCAAGGCAACAUUCUAUGAGAUGUACUCUAUCUCGUAUGACAUCAAAUGUAUGGGAGCAAAAAGUGUAUUGCGGAAGGUGCUUCAGCUAAUGUCCCAUGCAGCACAGAUAGCUGGACAGUUUCUUCUCUAUACUGGAACAUAUAUGUUGCAGCUGAUGGGUGAAUACGACGAAGACGGCACGUGCACGAGAUCAAGGCGGGAGUAGUGAGCACAGCUGCACUUCAGAUGUCGGAUCCUUUUGCUUAAAGACAUUCUCUUGCCCAGUUUUGAUUGUAAUUACAGCAGGGGGGGAUGUCUACUGAUGGGAACUAACUUUUUUUUCCUAUUUGGGAAUGCUUGCAGGCCUUAGUAAUAAAAUAAGUGUGUGGUGUUCACAGGCUCUUAUCACAGAGAAAAAAUGGGUGCCUAAUGUCUGUGAAUUCAGCAAAAGGAGGGAGAGCAAUUUUUUUGCCCCAGUAACUCAAAAUGGAGAAUAAGUUUACCUGGAAACUUGCAUGCUUUGUAACCAGUGGAAUUUCUUGCACUGAUCAAAACAUAGUUUGGUUGGUUUUUCAUGGCUAUCUGAUUGGCCUUCAGAAGAGACUGAGGUGGGGGACGUGGACACUGUGGGUUUUUCUUGUUUUUAAUCCUUAACAGUGCUGAUAUUAGUGCCCGACUCACAUAGAGAUACAAAAGGGUGAAGUGUACUGCUUUACUCCUGCUAACAAUGGAACUACACAAUACAACUGAGUCCUGGUUCGGUGACUGCCUGCUCUCAUGAAGUCUAAUUGGAGAAAGUGCAGCUACUAAGCAGAAGCUUAAAAUUUAGCCUUACUUUCCUUAAAACAAUGAAAAAUGUUUCCUUUUAACUACUUAUAUUUUCCUUCAAAUCUACAGAAAGUUCAGAUUUGUUUAGCUCAUACCAAUUGAAGAAUCGGAUUUAUUUCUUUAAUGGGUCUGGUAUUCAGUUCUGCCUGAAGUAAUGAAUUAUUUGCUACGGUUUCCUGAGUCUGGCUUACAGGCAACCUGCUGAAGCUUCCUUCAAGAUUUGAACCUUCACUUCUGUAGUGUUUACUGUUCAGUUACAAGAUUAUGCUACAUACCAAGAUGUACUUGAGGUGCAUGUAAGAUGCUGGAUUUUGAUGUUCCUGUGAUCAGGGAGAGCAGCAGGACACUAUCUAGUCUUGUGUAACGUAUAUAUAUGCUUUAAACUGGUUAUUCAUGAUUUUUAGUCUCCCAAGUCAAGCUGUAUUAAAGGGCAAAGUUUUUAAUCCUUAGGUAGAAUUCUCUGUAGUAUUCUGUUCAGUUUAGAGAACUGUUAGUAGGACCAACUUCCAGGAAGGUUUUCCUAAACAGCAUAGGAGACUGGAAAACAAACCAUGUUAGGUAUCUUGUGUCAAAAUUCAAACUCCCGUUGCUGAAGGAAAAAAGCCCAACUUUGGUUGUUCAUAGGUGUUGCUCUUGAGGUUUUCAUUUGCUUGCUUGUGAAAAAUUUUAGCAAGUUGUUAUAUUCUCGCUUAAGACUGAAAGCUGUUAAGGAAACAACAAAUACAGGUAAAUGUGUCUGACCUGACAGUAGGUGCCACCUAGGAAGAGAAGUUCUGAUGACAAAACCCAAACAAGCAGGACGGGAAAAAAAAGCAGUGGGAGCAAGAGGAAAAAGACCAGUGUAGGCCCCACAGUGCUUGGAUACCUAUCUCAGCAGACUUGCCAUUAACUGUGUGCAUCAGCUGCACUAAUCAGUUGUAGGAAAACCUGAUCUGCUAAAAGAGCAUCAGUUGGACUGAAAAGACCAAGCAUCAUGGUUGAUGAGAUCUAUUCUAAUCUGUCAACUGGGUCUGUUCACUUAAAUGUCACUAAUGUAGGAAUAUUGAUCUCACUUUUGUCUGCAAAUUUCACCUUUAUAUGCUUAUUUUUUACCUUCACUUUAUGGAAGUGACUUAGCCAUCUUUGAGCUGCAUCUUUCAAAUCAUUGUUAUGAUAAAAAGCAGCCUAAAUCCAAAUGUUAAAGGAACUGAUGGAUGUAAGUUCAGCAGGGCUCUGCACAUGUUUCUUCAGUAAUGGUAUUCUAAAUAAGUUGACCACUAAGAAAAAGCGUGGAUUUUCCUGGUUUCUAUUGUUUCCCAUCUACUUCUGAGUAUUUGCUGGAGGAGCGGGGUGGGCAUACUGCUCCAGACAAGAGGAGGACUUGUUCUUUCUUAAUUUCUCAUGGGGAAGAAAGCCUAUAGCUUGCAGAACUGUCAGUUUCCCUUCAGAAGAAAGUAUUAAACUGUUCUGUGAGUAAUAAGAGAGGUUAUAUUAAAAUGGAAGCUUUAUAUUUAAUCUGUGUUGGUUUUGACACACACCCACUCCCAAAUGAUUGUUGCCAUAAUGGUUGGCCAAAGUCUUUCUGCCCCUUUCAAGGAAUUGUGUUUAACUGAUAGAGUGCAAGGACAUGUCAAGAAUUCUUUUAGUUUUUAAGCACAACUUUUUCUGUCAAAACAAGCACAUCUCUUGAAAGCAAACUAUGUAAUGCUCCUAAGAAUAUUUUUGUUGCUAAUGAUGGGAGAACCAACAGUAAACCCAGCUAACUUGCACAGUUCAGUAUUGUGUUGUGUUAGUUGCCUCUUCAACAUCUGUAAUACAAAAACUUUUGCAGGUCUGAAUUGUGUAGGUCUCAAAACUACAUUCUGUAGUUUUCAGUGGCUCUGUCUAAAACUUUAACUUGGUAACAGUUAAACAGUUAAAAUGUUAACAGCUGCUGCUUUGACAGCUUAAGGCUUACAACUUCAGCUGCUGCAGGUCAUGUGAGCUGUGAAGUCUCCAUCUCAGAGCAUCUCCCUCUAAUUCAAAAUCCAAACAACUGAACAAAGUAACUCAACUCUGAUGUUUUCAUUAUGGGAGACACAACAUGGAAGUUGUGUCUGAAAUUGUUCCAUUGCUUCCAGAUCUGUGUUUUGCCACAGGCCUAGGGAAUGAGAUUUGCUGCUGUAGCAGCUUCUUUACAGAGAUACAAGUUUUGGCUUUGGGUCAAACUGAAGUAGUUUGUCAUUUUCUGAGUUGGAAGUGGUUUGAUUUUUGCUUUUUUUACAGACUGCUUAGGAGACAUAGCUUUUACUUCACCUGUGUGUGAUACACAGCAAAGAAUAACUUCAGCAUUAUCUGCCUUUCAGAAAAUUAUAUACAUUUCCUGUACAAUAUCUAGCAACAGACAAAAAAAAAAGCACAGGCUCUUAACUGCAGGUAUGUAGUUAAGAAGCUUGCUAUUCUGCUUGGCAUUUUUAGCGUUAAUUUUUCUCUCCAUAAACUCAGUUAAUCUGCACUUGUUACUGUUGCAGUCAAGGCUGGCAGCAGUGGCAUGUUGAAGGUGUGAAACAUAUUUAGCCCUUUUGCUUGCACUGGCCCCUUUGCCUGUUGUUUUGCGUGACUUAGUAACAACGCUCCAAGGCAUACUCUAGUUACCAAAAAAGGAAUUUUCACUGAAGUACUUGAUCUUGUUGACUCAGGCAUUGUUCAUGUUCUGCAGGCAAAAAAAAAGUUGCUCUCUUCGUGACUAGAAUGAAGAAUCCAGUAGCUUUUUUGUGUAUGUAAUUUAUCAUUACUUCAUUUCCUUCCUUUCAUAAGGAAGUUGUUGCUUUAUUGCACCUCCCUAUUCUUUCAGGAGAAAAAUAAUUACAAGCUCUUCUGUUCACGAAGAGGGAGAAAGGCAAGGUCUAAAUUCCUUAAACCAUUUGGAAUAUGGUCUAGGAAACAUCCUAAAUUGCCUUCCUACAGAAAAGUAGGUCAGAAAAGUAAAAGAAAGAAAAAUAGGAUUUUGAGCUGUAAGGGUUUUUCCUGAGAGGUAGGUGUACACAACUUGGGAAAUGUUGGUAAUUCUGAAUAUGAACUGUGAAGAUAACUACAUAUAAUCACAUUUAACUGACCAGAAUUACAACUCUAAAUCAUUCCAGCAUACAUCUUCCUGAGAUAGCACUUGAACUAAAGACACAAGCUUCUUUAAUUAAAAACAAAGUUUAAAACCAAAGUACAAAGUGUAUUUUGAUGACUCAAGUUUUACUGGAAGUAUUAAUAUCAUUAGCAUACCACUUCAGUUAUGUAUUAGUAAGUACUCUUGUGGAGUUUAGAAUUUAUCACUGCUUUCUCUACCCCGUGUUGUCAUAUAUGCAGUUAAGAUGUUUAUGAACAUGAGGAUUGCUGUUUUGCUGAAGGGAAAAGGUAGUAUUUCACCACUUCACAAUUUUCAAGCUCAGUAGUCUAACUAUGAAAAUGGAGAUGGGUUAGGAAUGUGUAUUACUGAUGGCAAUGUUUUCUGAUGUGUGGUGCCAAUUUUAAGGAACAAUGUCCAUGAAUAAAAAUCAAAUGGUAGCUUU
Colius striatus (speckled mousebird) is the source of this 4848-nucleotide messenger RNA. It is a transcript of the gene CIDEA, whose product is annotated as cell death inducing DFFA like effector a. The record is from RefSeq and is a predicted model, not a curated record. The transcript has 5 exons. Lineage: Eukaryota; Metazoa; Chordata; Aves; Coliiformes; Coliidae. Gene Ontology annotation, cellular component: lipid droplet. Gene Ontology annotation, biological process: lipid storage; regulation of apoptotic process; apoptotic process. The coding region runs from base 72 to 725 and encodes 217 amino acids.